This is a messenger RNA of Colletotrichum destructivum, 652 nucleotides long. RefSeq lists its product as uncharacterized. The transcript has a single exon. The record is from RefSeq and is a predicted model, not a curated record. Bases 145 to 651 code for a protein of 168 amino acids. Lineage: Eukaryota; Fungi; Ascomycota; Sordariomycetes; Glomerellales; Glomerellaceae.
CCAACACCAACAAGCAAAGCAAGCAAGCUACUCGUUUCUCGGUCCUCAAUUCUGUAUGAACACCCGGGCGCUUCGUUCAACCCGAUACUUUGGCAUUAUCUACGACAGCCAGUCAGUCAGAGUCUUCAUAACAACCCUGACCCAAUGGCUUCUCUCAACCCUUCCCCAGCCUUCUGGAAACCCGCGGCCCUCCCGCUCUUCACAGGCCUCCUCGCCCUCCUCGGCGCCGCUGACGGGGUCUUCAAUCUCGUCAGGCCCGACAGCGGGGCUGCAACAUUUGGGCUCGUCCCGCCGCGCCGAGACUCGGUAACGCCCGCCCAGUUUGACGCCUUCCACCACGCCCUAGUCAAGGUCAAGGGGGCUAGGAACCUACACAUGUCCUCCUGCAUCCUGGCCCUGAUCCUCUAUGGGAAUCUCUCCGACGUCUGCCGGGCGUCGCCGAUCGCUGCCACGGCGGUUCGCCGCUGCGUCGGUAUCGUUUUGGUGCUGGGAGCCGGUGUCGGGUUCAGCGGCGCAGCCGUCCUUACAGAAUACCUGAGCAGCCCGGGGGCAUCGGCGGAAGCAGUCGAGGUUGGGAGGGCGAAGGCGAAAGCGCAUCUGAUCACCAACGUUCCCAUUGUUGCUCUCGGGCUGGUUUAUUUGUUUUAUUGAG